Messenger RNA from Salmo salar (Atlantic salmon), 1137 nucleotides. It is a transcript of the gene hamp, whose product is annotated as hepcidin antimicrobial peptide. Gene Ontology annotation, biological process: intracellular iron ion homeostasis; defense response to bacterium. The record is from RefSeq and is marked provisional. Gene Ontology annotation, cellular component: extracellular region. NCBI's taxonomy places the organism in Eukaryota, Metazoa, Chordata, Actinopteri, Salmoniformes, Salmonidae.
CCCUCAACCGCUGACAUCAAAAGGACAAUCAAUCAACUUUGGACUCGUCUAGUGCAUUGAAAAUCGUGCAUUGGAGAGCGUCGCUUUUUGGGAAAAUUGAAGAGUUCUGAUCAUCUUCAUAAACUGUCACUUCAAUUCCAACUGACUUCAACAGGACUUUUAAAUAGGCUAUAAGCUUCCUAACAAAACCGAGAAUGAAGGCCUUCAGUGUUGCAGUUGCAGUGGUGGUCGUCCUCGCAUGUAUGUUCAUCCUUGAAAGCACCGCUGUUCCUUUCUCCGAGGUGCGAACGGAGGAGGUUGAAAGCAUUGACAGUCCAGUUGGGGAACAUCAACAGCCGGGCGGCACGUCCAUGAAUCUGCCGAUGCAUUUCAGGUUCAAGCGUCAGAGCCACCUCUCCCUGUGCCGUUGGUGCUGCAACUGCUGUCACAACAAGGGCUGUGGCUUCUGCUGCAAAUUCUGAGGACCUGCCAGCACUAAAGCCAUUUUAUUAACUUAUUGCCUUUAAUUUGCCCCUAUUCUUCUACAUUUAUUUUGGACUCUGUGGAGAAGAUGCAAUCUCAUUGACGUCUUUAUCACUGCACAACCUCAAUCUUGUACAUAAAUGUUUUGUAUCAUGUUGUAUAUCUAUUGUAUAGCCUAAUGACACAGGGAAAAGACAUAGCCAAUUGAAAUGUGGGGAUUUUUCUUUUCUAUUAUGUAUAUUGUUUUGUACAUUUUGUAGUUUGUACAUGUUUGCAAUAUUUUCUUUCUAAGAUGUUGUUUUUGUAGCUAUGAUAAAUAUUUGUUAAAUCACUUACAGUGACACUUUUUUAUAUAAAUUAACACAUUCUUUGAAAAACAAACAUGGUUGUUUCUGAAUUAUGAAUCUGCUAUAGAUGUGUACCCUGUGGCUAAAUGUUCAGGCCAGACAGCCAGAGGCUUAUUCAAAUUAGUCGCGUUGCUAGCAGUUCACCCUGGGGUCUGGGAAUGGAAUCUACAGUGCCAUCAGAAAGUAUUCACAUCCCUUGACUUUUUCUACAUUUGUUGUGUUACAGCUUGAAUUUAAAAUUGAUUAAGUUGCGAUUUUGUGUCACUGGCUGUUUCUGUAUGAUAUAUUGGAUAAAGUAAUAAAGACAGACACCAAUGUCUAGUUCAAU